AUGGCCUGGUCGAUUUUAUAUUCCCUUGUUUUUGCGCAGUUGGUGUUUCUCGCAAAGUGCAAGCAUAAUGUGAAUUUGCUCCGGAGAACUGGCAUUUCAAUUGCGCACGAUGGCGAGGUUGAGCUGCCGAAGAAACACCAUCGCCAUCAAGCCAAACAUAUAGGGAACAACCAUGUGAAGAAACUGAAGAAGCACCAUACUGUGAGCCAGCUCAAAGUUAACGAGAUCAAGGAGAUCCCCAAUUGCAGGGUGGAGUAUACUUGCGAUGCUCACAGAACACGGUCCUUUGGAGACUAUGCGCGGAAACACAUUGCCGUCUACACUUACAACAUUGGCUCUUACGAAGGUGGCAUGAGGAAUGAGGAUGUACCAUGUGUCCCGAGCAAUGUGGAUGCUUUUUUAUUUCUUGAUGAUGACACAAAGCAGCGCUCGGACUCCAAUGCCUUGAACCUGUGGAAGAAGCAGGGCUGGCAAGUCAAGUCCAUUUCCUUACAGGCUGGCAGCGAGUUUGUCACCGGCGCACGGCUGACAUCGAAAUUGCUAAAGUUCACUCCUCCGACGUGGCUUGUGAAUGGUGAAUGGGAAUGGCUGGUUGAAUUUGACGGCAACGUGGUCUUGGAUUUGCACACACUGGGUUCUUUCCUGGACAAAUAUGUGUCGAAACCGCUGCUAUUGCUGGAUUGGAGCUAUCAUGAAGACUGUGGAGAUGACGGGUUUCAGUGCUUCAGCAGAGAGCUGAAUGAUAUGCUGCGCACGCGUCGCAAAUACAUCGAAGAUUCCAAGGAGAAUAUUGAAGCAUGGGAGCGCAAGCUGGCCAAGGAGCAUGAAGGGAUUUCUGGAACAAGGAAGUAUACACCUCCCUACUACUAUGAGACUCGUAUCAUUCUCCGAAACCUUGAACACGAGAGGUCCAGUGAGGUGACCCAGGCCUUCAGGAAGACCUAUGAAAAAUGUCAUGAGAUCCAAAGAGACCAGUUUCUAGUGCCAUAUUUCCUUUGGCAUGCCAACUUGAGCUUUGACACUGAAGCAUUACCAAUGAGAUACCUGGCUGAUUCAGUUGGUAUGUGCAUGGUGGGAACGCGGGUUGGACGCAACUAA
Molecule: messenger RNA, 1098 nt
Organism: Durusdinium trenchii
Lineage: Eukaryota; Dinophyceae; Suessiales; Symbiodiniaceae
Source: the annotation of a GenBank genome assembly